AGGCAAAUGGGGUUCCUAUCUGUGAGGAGGUGGGGGAGACAGACGGGGGAUGAAAGUGCCAGAAGGAUGGGGUUGAGGUCAAACACCGGGACAGGUGACUAAAGGAGAAAGAGAGCCACAGGAUGGAAAAGCGCGGGGAGGAGGAGGAGGGUGGAGGCUUGGCCCGGGCUGGGCGCUGACCCUCUGUGGGACCAUCACUUCCCUGGGCUCGGUUUUCCCCUUUGUUGAACGCAGGGGGCUGGGCUAGAUGGACUCUAACGUGUCUUUCAUGAAUAACCUUUGCUUUGCUUUGGUGAAUUUUCCUUUUCUGAAAAUGGGGCAGGGGCUGGGGGCCCGGGGCCGCAGGGUGGGAUCUGCCGCCGCGCUGACGAGGCCCGUGGAGGUCCCCCUGGAGGUACACCUCCCGCCCCUUUUCCGCCUCUCUUAGUUUAAAUAUCUGCCUAAUUUGGGCAGCUCCUUAACGCUGAUGCUCAUUUGCAAUUCUUUUGUAGCUGCCAGCCCAUUCUUUUCCAGUUGUUCGGGAAGGUGAUUGCUCCAGGUUGGAGAGCUGGGGUGUGUGGGAGUCCGACGGGGUCUCAGCUGCAGCUUUGUCUUGGCGGGGGCUCCUCCCGGGCGAGGAGGGGAGAGCGGCUCCCAGGCACACGCCAGAGGCCCCGCGGGCCAGGUGCCGCAGGCUGUCCGCCUCUCCUCCUGCUGGCCCUGCUGUCCCCUCCGUGGGGGCCUCUGCGGGGAGCGGUUCUGCAGGUACUGGGCCGUCCGGGUCUGGGGUCCGAAGGCCUGCCCUGACCCGAUCACCUACCUUAGAGGCGAUUCUUUUAUGUUGGACGUCUUUACCCGCCACUUCGCCUCUGCUCCUUUCUCCCCGGUUGCCUGGGAAGGGGGGACCCUCCCCCCCGACAUUUGGAAUGGAGUGAAUACCUUCUCCUGACCACCCCUCCUUCCAGCCUCCAGUCCUCCAAGUUACAAGUCCCAUCCCGGGAUUCUGGAUCAGAGGCCUGUGUGCGACCAGGACCUAGGGGACCGGCACCUCCCGCAUCUCCACUCUCCCUUCGCAGAGGAUUUCCCCACCCGGCUGAGGCGAGGCCGAGCAUGGAGCUGUCCCCGCGCAGCGCGGCCGCGAUGCUGGAGCCCGACUGCCCGUGCCCCCUGGAGCUGAAGUCGGCCCCCAGCAAGAAGAUGUGGAUCAAGCUGCGGUCGCUGUUGCGCUACAUGGUGAAGCAGCUGGAGAACGGGGAGGUCAACAUCGAAGAGCUGAAGAAGAACCUGGAGUACACGGCGUCCCUGCUGGAGGCCGUCUACAUAGAUGAGACACGGCAAAUCUUGGACACGGAGGACGAGCUGCAGGAGCUGCGGUCGGACGCGGUGCCGUCGGAGGUGCGGGACUGGCUGGCGUCCACCUUCACCCAGCAGGCCCGGGCCAAGGGCCGCCGCGCCGAGGAGAAGCCCAAGUUCCGGAGCAUCGUGCACGCCGUGCAGGCCGGGAUCUUCGUGGAGCGGAUGUUCCGGAGAACGUACACGUCCGUGGGCCCCACCUAUUCCACUGUGGUCCUCAACUGUCUCAAGAACCUGGACCGCUGGUGCUUCGACGUCUUCUCCCUGAACCGGGCAGCAGAUGAGCACGCCCUGAGGACCAUUGUCUUCGAGUUACUGACUCGCCAUAACCUCAUCAGCCGCUUUAAGAUUCCCACUGUGUUUCUGAUGACUUUCCUGGAUGCGCUGGAGACGGGCUACGGGAAGUACAAGAACCCUUACCACAACCAGAUCCACGCAGCUGACGUCACCCAGACGGUGCAUUGCUUCUUGCUCCGCACGGGGAUGGUGCAUUGCCUGUCGGAGAUCGAGAUCUUAGCCAUCGUCUUCGCUGCGGCCAUCCACGACUACGAGCACACAGGCACCACCAACAGCUUCCACAUCCAGACCAAGUCAGAGUGUGCCAUCCUGUACAACGAUCGCUCGGUGCUGGAGAACCACCACAUCAGCUCCGUCUUCCGAAUGAUGCAGGAUGAUGAGAUGAACAUUUUCAUCAACCUCACCAAGGAUGAGUUUGUAGAGCUACGGGCCCUGGUCAUCGAGAUGGUGUUGGCCACGGACAUGUCCUGCCAUUUCCAGCAAGUGAAGUGCAUGAAGACGGCCUUGCAGCAGCUGGAGAGGAUCGACAAGCCCAAGGCCCUGUCCCUGCUGCUGCACGCGGCCGACAUCAGCCACCCGACCAAGCAGUGGGCGGUGCACAGCCGCUGGACCAAGGCGCUCAUGGAGGAGUUCUUCCGCCAGGGCGACAAGGAGGCCGAGCUGGGCCUGCCCUUUUCCCCGCUGUGUGACCGCACUUCCACUCUGGUGGCACAGUCGCAGAUUGGGUUCAUUGACUUCAUCGUGGAGCCCACGUUCUCUGUGUUGACCGACGUGGCCGAGAAGAGCGUCCAGCCCCUGGUGGAUGACGACUCCAAGUCUAAGAACCAGCCCAGUUUCCAGUGGCGCCAGCCUUCCCUGGACGUGGAGGUGGGAGACCCCAACCCUGACGUGGUCCGCUUCCGCUCCACCUGGACCAAGUACAUUCAGGAGAACAAGCAGAAGUGGAAGGAGCGGGCAGCAAGCGGCGUCACCAACCAGAUGUCCAUCGACGAACUGUCCCCCUGUGAGGAGGAGGCCCUGCCCUCCCCGGCCGAGGACGAGCACAACCAGAACGGGAACCUGGACUAGCCCGGGGCUGGGCGGGUCCUCAGCGAGUCCCACGUGUUCCACGCCAUCAGCACCAUCCCUCGGGACCGGCUCCCCCAUCUGCUCCAAGGGAGCCUGGAGGCCCAGGAACGCACGACCCACCCGAAGGCCAAAGGCCGGACGCCAGAGACUGUGGGGGUGGGGGAGGGGCCCCUCCCCACCCGACACCCACUGGGGCGCCCUUUAAUUUCCCAGCAGCAAGACUGGGGAACUUCAGGCUCCCAGUGGCCACUGUGCCCGUCCCCCGCCCCCGGACUCCCCCCGCCCCGUGGUGGCCUGACGGCUGGCUGGGAGAGGGGAGCUCCUCGAGGCCUCCGGGGCCGGGGGGAGGGUCAGGGUCGGAGACGCCAGCCCCUGGGCCCUCCCCCAUCCUUUAUGCCUCCAAGUUUCUAAGCAAUACAUUUUGGGGGUCCCCUCAGCCCCCCCCAGAUCUCAGCUGGCAGGUCUGGGUCCCCCUUUCCCUCCCCUGGGAGGGGCUGGAGUAGGAUAGGGAGCUGGGGGUUGUCAGAGCCCUGAGCGCGGAGCGGGGGCUCCGAGGGGCCUGGGAACGCGGGUGUUGUCUUUACCCCAGCCCUACGCUGCCCCUCCCCGCCCUCCCUGCCCCUCC
Canis lupus familiaris (dog) is the source of this 3322-nucleotide messenger RNA. RefSeq names its product phosphodiesterase 1B (gene PDE1B). Lineage: Eukaryota; Metazoa; Chordata; Mammalia; Carnivora; Canidae. Gene Ontology annotation, molecular function: 3',5'-cyclic-nucleotide phosphodiesterase activity. The record is from RefSeq and is a predicted model, not a curated record. Bases 1090 to 2697 code for a protein of 535 amino acids. The transcript has 16 exons. Gene Ontology annotation, biological process: signal transduction.